Molecule: messenger RNA, 2271 nt
Organism: Scleropages formosus (Asian bonytongue)
Lineage: Eukaryota; Metazoa; Chordata; Actinopteri; Osteoglossiformes; Osteoglossidae
Gene: pdia4
Product: protein disulfide isomerase family A, member 4
Exons: 11
Coding region: 163-2082 (639 amino acids)
Biological process (GO): protein folding; response to endoplasmic reticulum stress
Cellular component (GO): endoplasmic reticulum lumen; endoplasmic reticulum; cell surface
Molecular function (GO): protein disulfide isomerase activity
Source: RefSeq, a predicted model, not a curated record
GGCAAGUCAGACAAGUCCACGUUUAACAACCCGAAUUCAAACAAGAGUCAUUUGCUUAAAGAGGUUUCCCCCCCUUCUCUGUUAUGACAUUCCGCAGCUUGGUAGCUGCCAGCUCUGGGAUUAGGACACAUCUUGCGGGGCUUCUCGCGUUGCGUUCGGAGAAUGAGGGGGAAGACCGCGCUGCUUCUGAUCGCGCUGCUGGGUGUUUCCCAACUGCUCGCGGUCGGACGCUGUGACGAUGCAGAUGACGAUGCAGGGGAAGAGACUGACGGUGAGGAUGACGACGACGACGACGAUGAUGAUGAUGAAGGCGGCGAUGAAGUUAAGGAAGAGAAUGGCGUAUUAAUUCUCACCGAUAGGAACUUCGACACGUUCAUCCAGGACAAAGACACAGUUCUCGUGGAGUUCUACGCGCCGUGGUGUGGCCACUGUAAGCAGUUUGCUCCUGAGUAUGAGAAGAUUGCACAGACACUAAAAGAAAGUGACCCUCCCAUUCCCGUGGCCAAGGUUGAUGCAACAAAAGAAACUGUUCUGAGUAGCAGGUUUGAGGUCAGUGGUUAUCCUACAAUCAAAAUCCUUAAAAAGGGGGAGCCAGUGGACUACGAUGGUGAUCGGACAGAAAAAGCUGUGGUGGUGAAGGUGAAGGAGGUGGCCCAGCCAGACUGGAAGCCCCCUCCAGAAGCCACCAUGGUACUGACCAAGGACAACUUUGAUGAUGCAGUCAAUAAUGCUGAUAUCAUACUGGUAGAGUUCUAUGCACCCUGGUGUGGCCACUGUAAGCAUCUUGCUCCUGAGUAUGAGAAGGCAGCCAAGGAGCUGAACAAGCGCACGCCUCCUAUUCCACUGGCAAAGGUAGAUGCCACAGCAGAAACGGAGGUCGCCUCCAGGUUCAAUGUGACUGGCUACCCAACCCUUAAAAUCUUCAGGAAAGGCAAAGCUUUUGAGUAUAAUGGGCCAAGGGAGAAAUUUGGUAUUGUCGACUACAUGAGUGACCAAGCAGGACCUCCAUCAAAACCAGUCCAGACCCUGAAACAGGUUCAAGAGUUCAUCAAGGAUGGUGAUGACGUAGUGAUCGUUGGUGUUUUCUCCAGUGAUCAAGAUGCUACAUAUGAAAUCUACCUUGAUGCUUGCAACAGCUUGAGAGAUGACUACAAGUUCCUGCAUACAUUCAGUACUGAAGUUGCAAAGUUUCUCCAGAGUUCAUCUGGUCAAGCUGUUGUCAUGCAGCCAGAGAAAUUCCACUCUAAAUAUGAGAAGUCCAAUUAUUUCACAAUUAAGGAUUCCACCUCUGCUUUGGAAAUCCAGGAGUUUUUCAGCAAUCACGCGCUGCCCCUUGUUGGGCACCGAAAACAGAGUAACGAUGCAAAACGCUACACUAAAAGGCCCUUGGUUGUGGUGUAUUAUGGCGUUGACUUCAGCUUUGACUACAGAGUUGCCACGCAGUUCUGGAGAAGCAAGGUGCUAGAGGUGGCUAAGGACUUCCCAGAAUACACGUUUGCCAUUGCCGAUGAGGAGGAUUAUGCUGAGGAGUUAAAGAGCCUAGGUCUGAGUGAGAGCGGUGAAGAAGUCAAUGUUGGCAUCCUGGCUGAGGGGGGCAAGAAAUUUGCUAUGGAGCCAGAGGAGUUUGAUUCUGAAGUUCUGCGGGAAUUUGUUUCAGCCUUCAAGAAAGGUAAAUUACAAGCAGUUAUCAAAUCCCAGCCAAUCCCUAAGAGUAACAAGGGUCCUGUGAAAGUGGUGGUUGGUAAGACCUUUGAAGAUCUUGUUAUGGAUAACAAGAACGAUGUCCUCAUAGAGUUCUAUGCACCAUGGUGUGGCCACUGUAAAAAGCUGGAGCCUGAGUAUCUUGCUCUGGCGAAAAAGUUCAAGCAUGAGAAGAACUUGGUCAUUGCCAAGAUGGAUGCCACUGCCAAUGAUGUGCCUCAUGACAGCUACAAAGUAGAAGGAUUUCCAACAAUCUAUUUUGCACCCAGCAACAAAAAACAGAAUCCUGUCAAGUUUGAAGGUGGAAACCGGGACUUGAAGGGAUUGACUAAAUUUUUGGAACAACACUCGACAAAACUGACGGGAAAGGAUGAACUGUAGUGCCCUUAUAAAUUACUGAGGACUUUAAAAGGGGAAUGUGAAGCAGUAGCUGUGAAGUUUAAGCUGUUCUUCUGCUAAGUGGGCCUAGGUCUUUUCAGAUGUUACUGACCCUUUUAGACCAACCUCUGUACCAACUGUUUUCUGAAAUCAAGUUUAAAAAAACUUGCACCGUUUCACAAAUAUAUUUUG